AGAUCAUCCUUUUCAUUGUUUCCCUAGCUUUUCACAGACGUUUUCCCCACAGUGUCUACUGCGGCCUCUCCCGUCGCCCAAAGGGCAGGCCUUUCAGGCCUUCCCCUGGAGCUGCGCGACCAAAUCUAUUAUUACUACUUCAAGGCAGAUGGCGGCUACGUCUCAGAUGGCGACAAGCUGCUCCAGGCCAGUGGCCAGGCUGUCCAGAUAUUGCUGAUGCUAGCAUGUCGCUCCAUUGCCUCUGGGACGCGUCAUCUCCCUUUCACUCUUAAACACAAUCACCUUCUCGACGAUCUAUCGGCCAGAUUGGAGGAAGCAGGCCCUCAUGCUCAACCAGAUAGCUCAUUACCAUCUCUUUCUACUACGAGGCAUGGCCCUUCGGCUGGGUCGACUUCUGACGCCUGAUUUAUACGAAGAGCCCAGUCCUGAGUAUUCUCAGUACAUGCCUAUCGUGAUGGAGGAAGUACGAGAGUUCAUCAGGAUUUACGACCAACGUACAGAUCUUCCCGUCGAAGCUAGAAACAUGUCAGCCUUUUAUGACGCUCAGCAAUUUCGAGAUGACGGCAAAACAACAGUUGGGGUCGCCUCUGUGAGAUAUCGAGGGGAUGAUAGCACAGCCUCCUUGAAACGCACAAGGACGUACCUAUUGCGACAACUUGCAGGCAAACACCAAAUUCACCCAGGCUGUUGGAGAAAUUUUACCGGGAUGGAAUGAUUCGCAUUCGAUUGACGAGUUCUUCGACCUGGGAUUCGAUCCAUGGGCCAUACCGACUCGAUCUGAAGUCAAAAGAAUGGUAGAUCUAAUGCAAAUGACUAGGUGUUGGCAGCGUGCAGAAGCUUGGUACCAGUUAGGCUUUGAUCUCCCAGGCUAUCGUGGUCCGAAAUAUCGAUAUAAACGAAAAUAUUGGUUCUCGGUUGCCGCUCAUGCGAUCAGAUUCCUUAAGCAACUUUCUCAGCAACAGCGUCUCUUAAUAUCUAAGCUUAUCCUUAAGGAAGAUCGAUAUGCAGCUGCUUUUCCUGAGUCUCAUGUAAUAGGCAUGGUUCCCUUUUGUCAAGAGAAUCCGAAGCUUCAUGUUGAGCACUAUAUAAACCUUUGGCGAAACAUACUUGUCAAUGGCGAGAAUUUCGGGAUUCAGGGUCUAAUGUUCGAUGUCCAAGGUCCUUCUUGGUAUUUUGCCGGCACAACUGAGCGACAUCAAAUCCAAUCUAAUGCCAUCGGUCAAUCCUUUACCGGCUUUCUCAUGCACCUCUUGGAGGCCUUGAAGGAAGGGUUACCUCCGGACUCAUACUCCCUUAUUGUCAGUGGCCAUCCUGACCUCAAUUUUGCAACAGAGGCCUUUUCUAUAUCUAUGAAACCUUAUAUAUCCUGGCUCACGGUUCAUACGGAUUGCAUUACCCACAGCCUGAUUGCCCCGGCUAACCACCAUGAAUAUCCUUUUCCUACUAGAACACCAGCCCAGGGAAUAGCUUCAGUGCGAGAGAGAAGCGCCAUCAUUCAGUGCGACUUCACACUUAACCAACCAUGGGAUGGUGAAACGAUCUAUAGCGAUUCCGGAGCAUCUAGAAUCUUGAGUCUAAACGAUUUAACGAUCCUUAAUAUGGACUUUGAGACUGACAUCCUGGAUUCCAGCACUCAUCUGCUUGGUUGGGAAAAGGUUCAGAGGGAAAGCUAUGAAAUAGAAGAGCUUUCGGAAGGCGUCUUCGCAGAGCCUUAUAACUAUCGUUACUUAGCAUAAGAGCAUUGCAAGCAGACAGCGGAGCAGAGCACAUUACUGGGCCGAGAUUGUAGGAAGUCUUGGGGGUUAUAGUAUGCGUAUAUGCUCUUUCUUUACGCGUCUGAUCUUAAUUUGAAUUAAACUAUUUUUGUUACA
Molecule: messenger RNA, 1871 nt
Organism: Fusarium verticillioides 7600
Lineage: Eukaryota; Fungi; Ascomycota; Sordariomycetes; Hypocreales; Nectriaceae
Exons: 1
Coding region: 792-1736 (314 amino acids)
Source: RefSeq, a predicted model, not a curated record